AUGGGACCAGAAGAGGAAAAAGAGGUUUUGUCGCUCUUUGAAAAACAUCAAAAUGGUACUAAUGAGACGAGCGAAAGGUUUGGAGAAAUGUUUUGAAGUCUAAAUGAACGUUUGUCUUGUUGAUGAGCAUUGUUUUAACCCCCCGGAAUAGUAGUGGAUAGUAGUAGAAUAUUUUAUUGAUUUUUUGAAACGUAUUAAACGACCAGGGAACCCUGAUUCUUUUUGAAAUGUCUAUGUGUCUAUCUUCUGAAACAGACAUACACAUAAACUCUGAGGGUUCCCUGAUCCUUUAAAUUCCGGUUUUUAUUUUUACAUUUUCAAAUGCAGAAAAAAAAACAAUCGUUUUUGCAGUACAUACUCGAUAGCCGGCGCCCUUUUGCUGUCCGGAAAAUGGAUGACGGAUUGGUGGGAAAUCAGUCUGAGCAUAUUUCUGUGGAUGACACUCUCUUUCCUGGUUUCUUUGUUCCAAAUUUCUAGAAUUUGACAAUAUUAAUUGCAGCUCAUCACGAUAGUCGCCUCCCUUGUCACACUGUUUUCGAUGCGAAAACAUCAAUUUGUCUGUCUAAUGCCCAUUCCGUUUUUUUGUACGUUUUUUCAAAGACUUGUUUUGAGCUGAAAAGACCAAUUUAUUGCUUUUGAUCAGAAUCUGAAUUUUUCAGCGCUAAUUGAAUGCAGAUAAAAGUGUAAAAUAUUUCAGUGAUGGCUCUGAUCGUUCCGCUCUUCUUCGGCGCCACAACGUCAAUGGUUUUGGCGUUUGCAAUGUACGCAUCCAAAAAUGUACGUCUUUUUCUAAUUUGAAGAUUUUCUCCCCCACUCAAAUUAACGAAAAAAUUUCGGAUCUAUUCGUCUUUCCGCUGAUUACAGACAAUGAUCAAUUUUCAGGCGGUCAGCACGUGGUACUGCGCGAUCAUGGGCAUCAUUCAGACGAUUCUGAUAUUCGUGGCAGCGUUGACACGAAUACACGCCACGCUUUAG
Molecule: messenger RNA, 975 nt
Organism: Caenorhabditis sp. 36 PRJEB53466
Lineage: Eukaryota; Metazoa; Nematoda; Chromadorea; Rhabditida; Rhabditidae
Source: the annotation of a GenBank genome assembly